Messenger RNA from Dendroctonus ponderosae (mountain pine beetle), 1330 nucleotides. RefSeq names its product short/branched chain specific acyl-CoA dehydrogenase, mitochondrial. NCBI's taxonomy places the organism in Eukaryota, Metazoa, Arthropoda, Insecta, Coleoptera, Curculionidae. Gene Ontology annotation, molecular function: flavin adenine dinucleotide binding; acyl-CoA dehydrogenase activity. The record is from RefSeq and is a predicted model, not a curated record. Gene Ontology annotation, cellular component: mitochondrion.
ACCUCGUAGUGUGCGUGCCAUGGCUGGGUUGACUCGUCAGAUAUUGAAAAACGCCCGAACAAUCGCCGUUCGGAAUAUCUUCACUUCGGCGACGAAUUUCCAAGAAGCGGCCUUGCCAUUGCCUUUAACUUACCUGUCUGAUGAUGAAAAGGCCAUGCAAGAAACAGUUUCUAAGCUGGCCAAGGAACAAAUCCUUCCGCAUGUCAAAGAUAUGGAAAACGAGAAGAAAAUCAAGGACUCCGUCCUUAAACUGCUCUUUGAUAACGGAUUAAUGGGCAUCCAAACGCCCUCAGAGUACAACGGAUCAGAAUGCAACUUCCUAACAGCGGUUCUCAUUGUGGAAGAACUUUCCAAGGUGGAUCCUUCGGUGGCUGCCUUGGUGGACAUCCACAACACCUUAGUGAAUUCUGUAUUUUUCAAAUAUGCGAAUGAAGCCCAGAAGGAAAAAUACCUACCAAAACUUGCCACGGAAAUGGUGGGAAGUUUCGCGCUUACAGAACCGUCCUCAGGGACGGAUGCGUUCGCUUUGAAAACGACAGCGAAAAAAGUCGGAGAUGAGUAUGUGUUGAAUGGCUCGAAAAUGUGGAUCUCCAAUUCGGACUUUUCCGGAGUUUUCCUUGUCAUGGCCAACGCAGACACAUCUAAGGGAUAUAAAGGGAUUUCGUGUUUCAUCGUCGAUAGGGACACACCUGGGUUUACGAUCAAUCGUCCAGAAAACAAGCUGGGCAUUGUGGCCUCCGGCACUUGCAUGCUGACUUUCGAAGACGUUAAAAUCCCCACAAGCCACUUACUCGGGGAAAUCGGACAAGGGUACAAAAUAGCCAUAGACAUUCUCAAUGAGGGAAGGAUCGGAAUAGCCGCUCAGAUGUUGGGGCUAGCGCAGGGUUGCUUCGACGCAACCAUUCCCUACACCCUUGAGAGACAGCAGUUUGGACAGCCGAUUUUCAACUUCCAAGCAAUGCAACAUCAAAUUGCGGAAAUUGCCACUGAAAUCGAGGCAGCCCGGUUACUAACUUACAAUGCUGCUCGAUUAUUAGAACAAAAGGUCCCCUAUAUCAAGGAAGCCUCGAUGGCUAAACUGUAUGCUUCUGAGGUGGCUCAGCGAACCACCAUUAAAUGCAUAGACUGGAUGGGGGGCGUCGGGUUUACCAAGGAUUUCCCCCAAGAAAAGUUUUACAGGGACUGUAAAAUUGGGAGCAUUUACGAAGGAACAAGCAAUAUUCAGUUGAGCACUAUUGCCAAGGCAAUAUACAGGCAAUUCACCCAAUAGCCCCAGAGCUUAAAUUAAGGGAUAAAUUAAAUGGCACAAAUAUUAAGAUUUUUUAAUUUU